GAGUCGCAGAGAGAGAGAGAGAGAGAGAGAGCUGUAGAGAGAGAAGUGGCAGUUAGCUUGUCUCUUAGAGAGAGAGAGAGAGAGAGAGAGAGAGAGAGAGAGGGUUGAAAUAUAGGGGGGAGGAGAACGGCAACAAUGGCCACUGACCAGGAGAUAUCCCAAGCCCUACAUUCCCUUCUCAGGGACUCCUACUCUUCUUCCUCCUCAUCCUCCUCGGCCAACCCUAACAAGCCCCCCGCCGCCGCCCCCUUCACCUCCUUCGCCGACGUCGUUCAGCAGCUCGAGUCCAGGCUCGGCCUCGACCUCACCCACAAGGUCGACUUCAUCCGCUCCCAGAUCCAGCUCCUCUUCCGGCCUCAGCCCCAACCUCAGGCUCCGCCUCAGCUGCAGCAGCAGCAGCCGCCCUACCCCCCUCUCCUCCACCGGAAUGACCACCAACACUUCGGCCUCCAGCAGAGCCCCAAUUUCUACCCCCACCACCACCCCCACGCCGCCGCGUCCUCCGCCUUCCACGGCUUCCCCUCCCAGUACGCUCCCGCCCCUCCUCCUCCCGUUGCUCCCGCAGCCAGACCCGUCGAACCCCCAAAAGAGAGUGCACCAGCGAAAGCCAAGAGAAAAGGUGGGGCAGGGGGUUUGAACAAACUUUGUGGUGUUUCACCUGAACUUCAGGCCAUUGUUGGCGAGCCGGCUCUCCCCAGAACUGAGAUUGUGAAGCAGCUAUGGGCUUACAUAAGGAAAAACAAUCUCCAAGAUCCUAGUAACAAGAGGAAGAUAAUAUGCAAUGACGAGCUGAAAUUGGUAUUUGAAACAGAUUGUACUGACAUGUUCAAGAUGAACAAGUUACUGGCUAAGCACAUCAUCCCCCUCGAUCCAACAAAACAGCCAGUUGUUAAGAAGCAAAAGUCAGAUGCUGAGACUGGAAUCAGGAGUACUGAACCCGGUCCUUCUGUGAAGAUUUCUGAUGCGCUAGCCAAAUUUUUUGGUGUUGAUGAAAAGGAGAUGCUUCUGACAGAAAUUAAUAAACGUAUCUGGGAAUACAUAAAUGUGAAUCAGCUGCAGGAUCCACAAGAUACAAUGCUGAUACAAUGUGAUGCGAAGCUUCAAGAGAUUUUUGGAUGUGAAAGCAUUCACGCUUCCGGGAUAUCUGAAGUUUUGGCACGCCAGUAUAUAAUCAGCUCGUGACUGAUUAGGAAUUGCUGAUGAGCUCGUUCGCCGCUGCUACUCUCUUACAAGGCAUAUUUUCCAAGUUUCGUAGUGAUUGCUUAGUCUCUCUUGUUCUAAGACAAGCCCAGAUUAUUAGCUAAUGUACAGAAUCAGGUGCAUAACUGAAGUUUAUCUCUGACAAUGCAUUUCAGAUUAGGCUUGUUUGUGGCACUCUGAUUCUUUUUUGUAGAGUGCAUUCGAUUGAAAAUCCAGACGAAAUGUAAAUGCAGAUGCUGAUCAUCUAGUGCAAAGUAAAGAUCGUCGUAAUUGGAGCUUUUGUGAAUUUCGACUUGGCUAA
Messenger RNA from Punica granatum (pomegranate), 1501 nucleotides. NCBI's taxonomy places the organism in Eukaryota, Viridiplantae, Streptophyta, Magnoliopsida, Myrtales, Lythraceae. The record is from RefSeq and is a predicted model, not a curated record.